Molecule: messenger RNA, 321 nt
Organism: Perkinsus marinus ATCC 50983
Lineage: Eukaryota; Perkinsozoa; Perkinsida; Perkinsidae
Exons: 3
Coding region: 1-321 (106 amino acids)
Biological process (GO): protein folding
Cellular component (GO): endoplasmic reticulum membrane
Source: RefSeq, a predicted model, not a curated record
AUGUCACUCGCUGAGUACAUGGUAUGGCGAGCUCGUUGGACUUAUCGGUUCGGGAUCAGAAAGGAGGAGUACGGUCCAGAAGAACGGGAGUAUUUGACAAGAAGAGCUCUGAAGUUAUCGGAGGAAGAUUGGCAUAUGGUUGACGACACCGAGAGGGAACAGCUACUGGAGAAGAGAUUAUAUGAGGGAGAUAAUCUACAACAAUACUUGAAGGAGAAAGAGCGCGAGGAGCGAGCACGGUUGGAGAAGAGUGGUGCUUAUAAACGAUAUCAACGCAUCAAACGAGCAGGCCCUACAUCCUACAAUUAUAACGAGGAUUGA